CGGGUUGCUACAGUUCCACGUUGGGGGCCGAGGCUGGGCCGCCGCCCUUCCGAGCCCGGCUUACCGCCCUUGGCGUCGCUGGGAAGACAGACCGUUUUGCCUGUCGGUAGUCGGCGAAGGUCUCACUUAGUGAAGGACAUGCUCGGCCUUCUUUUUGAGCUCGCCAAUAAGAUGUCAUGGGUACCAGUCCCAGUUCUCUGCGUGGCCUUUUCGGUCUCCAGAUUAGGCAGACCCUGUAUUAGGCAUUGCAUCCACGGUAUACAAUGAAUCUUAAAAUAGAAAUCUGGAAAGUAGCUCCGUUAUUCCUUAAUUCAACAAGCAGUUCCCGCGCAGUGCCAGAGAGCUGUUGAAUAACGAACUUAAAUUACAGCCAUUGCUUUCAGAUAGCACACUAGCACACAUCGUGCUGAACAAUUCCAAGAUGCCGAGACGCUCAGAGCUUGUGGACAAGUGUAUAGGAUCAAGAAUUCACAUUGUGAUGAAGAGUGAUAAAGAAAUCGUGGGUACACUUCUAGGAUUUGAUGACUUUGUCAAUAUGGUGUUGGAAGAUGUCACAGAGUUUGAAAUUACACCAGAAGGAAGAAGAAUUACAAAAUUAGAUCAAAUUCUACUAAAUGGAAAUAAUAUAACAAUGCUGGUUCCUGGAGGAGAAGGGCCUGAAGUAUGAGUGGAUUUCCUUGACUUAUGCUGGAUUCUGGCUUUGUGUUUUUCAAACCUUUAAUGUUUAGAUUCUAUAAAAUGAAGUUUCCGUUAAAGGGAAACACUUUGAAGAUAUACAUCCAUUUUUCUAAGCUAAUCAUGGUUAUUUUGGGAAAAGAAGAGUUUUGUUUUGUCUUGUUUUUUUAAAGACUAAAAAAAUAAAGAUGGUUUUGGUUAA
Messenger RNA from Rattus norvegicus (Norway rat), 877 nucleotides. NCBI's taxonomy places the organism in Eukaryota, Metazoa, Chordata, Mammalia, Rodentia, Muridae. The record is from RefSeq and is a predicted model, not a curated record.